This is a messenger RNA of Glycine soja, 619 nucleotides long. Its product is annotated as non-specific lipid-transfer protein A-like. Gene Ontology annotation, biological process: lipid transport. The record is from RefSeq and is a predicted model, not a curated record. Lineage: Eukaryota; Viridiplantae; Streptophyta; Magnoliopsida; Fabales; Fabaceae. Bases 84 to 500 code for a protein of 138 amino acids. Gene Ontology annotation, molecular function: lipid binding. The transcript has 2 exons. Gene Ontology annotation, cellular component: membrane.
ACCUUCCAUUCAUCCCCAUCAAAACACAAGCAAAUCCUAAAAAGUUGAUUGAGAUAUAUAGAAACUAGCUUCAAUUUCACAAAAUGAAGAAAGUGUUUGUCACAUUUUUAGCUGUGCUAGUUGUAUUUGUUCUUACAGCGAAAGCUUCAGAGGCACGACUACCAGUUAAAACAAAUUCAGCAUCAAAUGACUACAAUUGUUCACAAGUCUAUAACCUGUUAGUUUCGUGCGUAGAUUACAUGAUUGGUGGAGAUGAUGGUGCCCCUUCAGGUGUUUGUUGCCAAAGUGUUAAUGCAGUGAAAGCAUCAGCACCAACACAAAUUCAACGAAUGGCUGCAUGUAAGUGCUUUUUCGACGUAGCAACUCGCCUUCCUUCCUUGCUCGAAAACAAGGCCAAUUCACUUCCUAAAUUAUGUGGUGUUGAUUUGGGUUUUAUCAUGAGCAAGCAGAACACCAAUUGUAACAAUGUUCCUGUAAGCUCAAGGCAAGGGAGAGAUUAGUACAAUAAAAUUGAUGCAUGUUUGGAAGUUUCUUUCUUCUUGAAAAAAGAAAAUAAAAUGGUUUGUUGAAUAUACAAGCGUUUCAUGUUGGAAAUAAUAAUGAGUGGAUAUUUUCUAAA